Daphnia pulex (common water flea) is the source of this 997-nucleotide messenger RNA. RefSeq names its product vacuolar protein sorting-associated protein VTA1 homolog. The record is from RefSeq and is a predicted model, not a curated record. Bases 81 to 905 code for a protein of 274 amino acids. Gene Ontology annotation, cellular component: multivesicular body. The transcript is spliced from 6 exons. Gene Ontology annotation, biological process: late endosome to vacuole transport via multivesicular body sorting pathway. Lineage: Eukaryota; Metazoa; Arthropoda; Branchiopoda; Diplostraca; Daphniidae.
UGUUGACAUCUUGACUAAUUUGAGAGUGAUAGAGUAAAACACGUAAUUUUCUCCCUUUACAAAAAAUUGAAAACAGUGAUAUGGCUCCUCCGUCUUUACCUGCUUUACCUUCUAACCUAAAAAGCAUUCAACAUUAUCUUAAAAUCGCCAUGGAUUACGAAACCAGAGAUCCUCCUAUUAGUUACUGGUGUCGAUUACAUGCUCUUCAAACAGGACUUAAUAUUAAAAAAGAUAAAGAAGACUUGUCAUUUUUACUUUCUCUGAUGGAUUGGUUGGAAAAAACAAAGCAGGAAAUGAAAGUCCAUGAGACUGUCUCGGAUGAAAUUGUUGCCCAAGCUCACAUGGAAAAUGUUGCUGUCAAGUUAUUCAAUUGGGCAGAUACUGAAGAUCGCCACAAGCAUUACAACAAAAAUGUUGUCAAAGCCUUCUACUCUGCUGGGAUGCUGUUUGAUGUAUGUGCUGUUUUUGGUGAACUAAAUGAAGAUGUGGCUCAGCAGAAGAAGUAUGCUAAAUGGCGUGCAGCACAUCUACACAAUUGCUUGAAUUCUGGGGAAGAACCAUCAGAGCCAGCACCAAAGCCAGAUGACCAAGUGAUAAAUGAUUCAGAUAACCUGGAGUAUGGAUUUUCAUCAGACGUGAAACCAGCAGAACCAGCUGGUCAUUCCUAUGCCCACGAUGUCGUUCGACCAUCAAUUAACGUUCAACCGAAACCAGUGACUCCACCUUCUUCAGUUCCCACAUACGUUCAAGAAAGUAGCAGCGUUCUAGUCACACCCGAACAAAUAGUUCAAGCGCAAAAACAUUGCAAAUACGCGUCUAGUGCUUUGACUUAUGAAGAUGUGCCUACUGCUAUCGAUAAUUUGCAGAAAGCACUUCGUGUUCUUCAAGCGGGUCAGCAGUCCUAGAUAAGAGUAGCAACAUCUGCGAGGGUAUUAUUUUUUGUUUGUAAACUUCCUCAUCUAUUCGAUAAUUUAUCAAUAAAAUUUAGACUAUUCCA